This is a messenger RNA of Jatropha curcas, 1050 nucleotides long. RefSeq names its product Single hybrid motif superfamily protein. Lineage: Eukaryota; Viridiplantae; Streptophyta; Magnoliopsida; Malpighiales; Euphorbiaceae. Gene Ontology annotation, cellular component: mitochondrion; glycine cleavage complex; cytoplasm. Gene Ontology annotation, biological process: protein lipoylation; glycine decarboxylation via glycine cleavage system. The record is from RefSeq and is a predicted model, not a curated record.
AAGAAAUAAAACAAGAAAGCGUAGGUAGAAGACAACAAACUGGAGUAAUACAGAAAACACCCACAAGGCACCAACCCUCCGAUUCCAAUAUAAAAACACACUCAUAUAAGUUGACGCAAUACGAACGAGAGAGAGCAGCAGUGUUGAAGUAACACAGUGUUUGGUAAGGGAAGCUUAGAAUAUAGUAUAUUAGAUUCUCUCUCUCUCUUUCCCCAUGGCUACGCGGUUGUUGUGGGCUUCAAGAGCUGCUUCUUACCUCAGGAUCUCAGUUUUCCAUAGAGGGUUUUCUUCUGUUAUAAAGGAUUUGAAGUAUGCUGACAGUCAUGAGUGGGUGAAAGUUGAUGGAAAUUCUGCUACUGUUGGUAUAACCGAUCAUGCUCAAGAUCAUUUAGGUGAUGUCGUAUAUGUUGAAUUACCAGAAGUGGGUGCUUCUGUAAAGCAGGGUGACAGUUUUGGUGCAGUUGAAAGUGUUAAGGCUACAAGUGAUGUCAAUUCUCCUAUUUCUGGCAAAGUUGUUGAAGUCAAUGAAGAACUGAACAGCUCCCCUGGUUUGGUAAACUCAAGCCCGUACGAGAAAGGAUGGAUUAUAAAGGUCAAUAUCAGUGAUGUUGAUGAGCUAAAGAACUUGAAGGAUGCAGAUGAGUACUCAAAGUUCUGCGAAGAAGAAGAUAAGCAUUGAUGGGAUCUCCAUGUUGAACAUUAGGCACACUCAUCCGAAAGGGCAUGUGUCCUAUGGUUGCUUGACUUGAGAGAAUACACAUUUCUGUCUUGAUACUUUUAUCCAACCAUGUGUUUAUCUCUAUUCCCUUUAUUCAGAAUGAUACUAUCAAGUAAGCUCUGCCAACAUUUUAAAAAAAAUAAUAAUCAUUUUGGAUUUGCAUCAGUGUCAUGGCAAAGUAGGCUGUCGACAAGUGUUGGUCAUUAAGUUUUGAAUAUUUGAUGCAAUUUUCAGAAGUAAGAGAUAAGAAGUGCAAGCUUUGGAUGGUGUUUGCCAUCCAUUAUUCUCUGGAAUUUUGAAUAGCUAACUAAGAACAUGAGAAGUUUAUUUUA